Molecule: messenger RNA, 498 nt
Organism: Closterium sp. NIES-65
Lineage: Eukaryota; Viridiplantae; Streptophyta; Zygnematophyceae; Desmidiales; Closteriaceae
Source: the annotation of a GenBank genome assembly
AUGGCUUGCCCUCGAGAAAUGCAUGCUACGGCUGCUAAUGGUCCGAGUGCCGGAUGGAGUGAAAAAGCUGGUGGUGAUGGUCAUUUAUUUGCGAGCGAUGGGUCAAAUACCGAUGAGGAUGAGGAUGAUGGGGACGGUGGGGGGAGUAGCGAUGGUGCCAGUGGUGGUGGUUCUGGCAAGGAGAGUGACAAGGAGGGUGUGGGCAAGGAGGAGAGGAGGGUGGCUCAUCUUAACGGUGCGCCUGGUAGGGGGGUUCCCGGCCAUGACGGCUCGUAUGCACAGGGAAGAGGAUGGAUGGGAAAUGACAUGGAUAACCCUAUGGUGCGUGGCAUGGGUGCAUACAAUGCGAGGAGGCAGGACGUGCAUUGGAACGGCAUGGGCUGGCAUGUGGUGGAGGAGGAUGCGAUUGAGGGAGAGGCGGCCCCACCUCACCUCAAUGCAGAUGCGGGCGCAGCAAGCUAUGCGAGUCAUAGAGGUUGCCCAUCGCAAUUCGAGUGA